Messenger RNA from Mauremys mutica (yellowpond turtle), 1932 nucleotides. Its product is annotated as butyrophilin subfamily 1 member A1-like. Gene Ontology annotation, biological process: regulation of cytokine production; T cell receptor signaling pathway. The record is from RefSeq and is a predicted model, not a curated record. Gene Ontology annotation, molecular function: signaling receptor binding. Gene Ontology annotation, cellular component: external side of plasma membrane. The transcript is spliced from 10 exons. NCBI's taxonomy places the organism in Eukaryota, Metazoa, Chordata, Testudines, Geoemydidae. The coding region runs from base 262 to 1797 and encodes 511 amino acids.
CAAGUAGCAGCCAGCACAGCCUCUGCUUCUUCCAGCAGCACAGGGCGUGGCAAGUGGAGGAGGGGACCACACUGCAGCACCCCCCCCCCCACACACACACACACAGGGAUGGGAGAGAAGGGUGAAGAGCCCCAGGAGCUGCCGAAGGAGCAGAGGACAGAACGCGAGGGAGACUGGCUCCAUAGCCCAGUGGUUACGCAACUCAAAUGGUGAAAAGGCAGCAAUUGAACCUGGGUUUGCCACAUCAAAGCACCAACUAAAAUGAAGAUGAGACCUUUCUCUGUUUCCAAGAGCUCAGAAGGGAGCUCCUCCCUUCUUGGUUACACCAUAAUCUUCAUUUCUCUUCUUGUUCACAAGUUGGACUCAGCACACUUUUCAGUGAUUGGACCCGAUCACCCUAUCACCGCUUCUGUAGGCGAUGAAGUCACAUUAGCCUGCCGCCUGUCACCCAGCAUGAGUGCUGAGAACAUGGAGGUGAGAUGGUUCCGGGGUCAGUUUUCUUCAGUUGUGCACCUGUACCGUGAAGGGAAGGAUCAGUAUGCAGAGCAGAUGUCAGAAUAUCGGGGAAGGACAGAGUUUCUGAAAGAGGGCCUGGCUGAUGGAAGAGCUGCCUUGAGGAUAGGCAAUAUCAGACUCUCUGAUUCAGGGCUGUACAAGUGUUUCUUUCGAUCAGAGUUCUCAUAUCAAGAAGCUGCAUUGGAACUAGAGGUAUCAGUUUCAGGUACUAAUCCCCUGAUCUCUAUUGAGGGUUACCAGGAUGGAGGUAUCCGAAUGGUGUGUCGAUCAGGUGGAUGGUAUCCAGAGCCUCAGUCGCUGUGGAAGGAUCUCAAAGGACAGCCUCUCCCAUCAUUGCCUGCAAAAUACUUCCGUGAUGAAAAUGGCCUGUUUCAGACUGAAUCUGUACUUAUUGUAACAGAAAAUUCCAACCAGAAUCUGACCUGCACAAUCAGAAACAACAUCCUGAACCAAGAAGAGGUAUCAAGCGUUUAUAUAGCAGAUUCUUUUUUCCCAAAGGUCUCCCACGUGACGGCGAUUCUCCUGUCACUAAACCUGUUGGUUUGGGGGUUUUCCAUUCCUUUGCCUAUUUACUAUUUAUGGAAGCAACACAAAGAAAAAGGAGCUGACAAACUCCAAGCUGGGGUUUAUCUGAACGAUCAGAUAGAAGAGACUUUACCACAGAUACACAUUAUUCAUUUCUGGUCCUGUUUUUUGUUUGUUUCAGAAAAAUAUCUUUCAGCAUUUGUGCUCAGAAAAGCCCGAAGAUUUGCAGAGGAUGUGACUCUGGAUCCAGAAACAGCACAUCCUGAACUCUGGGUCUCAGAGGACCUCAAAAGUGUGAACUGUGCAGUCAUAACGGGAGAACAACCUAAAGAUCUGGACAUUGUUGAUUCUUAUCGCUGUGUCCUGGGCUCUGAGAGAUUUAACUCUGGGAGACAUUAUUGGGAAGUGGAGCUUAAGAACAAGACUAUGUGGCACUUGGGGGUUUGUGCUGACUCAGAAAACAGGGAGAGGUACAAAAAUAUAGCACCUGAAGGUGGCUACUGGGCCAUAAGGUUGUGGAAUGGAGAAUACAAAGCCCUCUCCACUCCUCGGACAACAAUCACCUUGGAAAUGAAGCCCACGAGGGUUGGGAUUUUUCUGGACUAUGAGGCAGGAGAGCUCUCAUUUUACAAUUUGUGUGAUGACUCCCAUAUCUACACUUUCAAAUACAGCUUCUUCGGGACACUCCGGCCUUUCUUCAGUCCAGGUAUACAUGGAUCUAAAGAGGAUGCUCCCUUGACCAUCUUCCCAGUGUGAAAGUAGGGAAAGAUUAACAAGGAUUUGAAGGGGAUUUUAAUGCAUGUCAGUCAGUUAGCAAGAGUUAUUACGACCUUGCAACUGAUAACCAAAUAUGUAGACUGGUGUCUCCUAGAAGUGAGAAAAAUAAGAUAG